This is a messenger RNA of Sinocyclocheilus anshuiensis, 549 nucleotides long. Its product is annotated as voltage-dependent calcium channel beta subunit-associated regulatory protein-like. Gene Ontology annotation, molecular function: transmembrane transporter binding. Lineage: Eukaryota; Metazoa; Chordata; Actinopteri; Cypriniformes; Cyprinidae. The record is from RefSeq and is a predicted model, not a curated record. The annotation marks the transcript as partial. The transcript is spliced from 4 exons. Gene Ontology annotation, biological process: negative regulation of voltage-gated calcium channel activity; negative regulation of calcium ion-dependent exocytosis. Gene Ontology annotation, cellular component: plasma membrane; secretory granule.
CUCAGACCCGCUUCGGGUUUUGCUCUGGUUUUGUGAAUCAGUGGUUUCUGCAGUGAAGCACCACCCUCCUCCUCCUCCUCAUCCUCUUCUCUGACGCACAUGAGGAGAAUCCCAGCGCUCGCGUCACCCGCGCCAGUGGGCGUGGCGUCGCUCCGCUUCAUUCAUAAAGUCCGGCUGCCAUUCGGAUGAAAUGUAACGCGCUGCUGGAGCGUUGUGCCAUCGGCGAGCGCUUAUAACGCGUCCCUCAUUCGGACAGCAUGAAUUACACAUAGGCGUCUCACACAUGCUUCUGGACCAUGAGUGAUGAGUCUCCGUUACAGACGCGCCUCACCACUGACGUGCCGCUGGCAUCCGGCUCUCAGGAGAACUAUGUCCUGCUGCUGGUGCUGCUGUGUGUGUUCGCCGGCGGGACGCUGGUCCUCCUGUCCAUCCUGCUGGUCUUCUGUCAUCGCUGCUGUCGAGGAGAGCGACGCUACUCCAGAGCCAGUGAUGACCUGGAGAAAACCAACACCACAUACAUAGUGGAGAGUCAGCCGACGCAAGGUGAAC